Molecule: messenger RNA, 1673 nt
Organism: Spinacia oleracea (spinach)
Lineage: Eukaryota; Viridiplantae; Streptophyta; Magnoliopsida; Caryophyllales; Amaranthaceae
Product: protein DNA-DAMAGE INDUCIBLE 1
Exons: 16
Coding region: 261-1502 (413 amino acids)
Biological process (GO): proteolysis
Molecular function (GO): protein binding; aspartic-type endopeptidase activity
Source: RefSeq, a predicted model, not a curated record
AGUUGGAAAGUAAGUAGAAGUUGUAUAGAAAAACAGUAGUUGUUGUACGAUAAAUACCAAGGAAGUUCGAAAGCUCUUCAUGUAAGAAACCUCACACCAAUCCAAUUAAAAUCCAAUUAAAAUUCAAUUAUCCCAAUCCAACUCCAGAACGAACUAUCACUCUUUCUUAUUUAUUUCAAGAUCAAACCUUUAUCUUUUUUAUUUUAUUAUUCGAGAUAAAUUUAUUGCAAAUUGAAAGCUUUGCAAAUCGGAAUUUGAAGAUGAAGAUUACUGUAAUGACCUCCGAUGACAAGUUCAUCUCUUUAGAUGUCGACCCCGAUGAAGCUGUCGAAAAUGUCAAGGCUUUGCUUGAAGUGGAGAGUGGGGUGGUUCUGCAGCAGCAGCAGUUGAUGUACAAUGGGAAGGAGAUGAACAACCAUGAGAAGCUGAGUGGACUCGGUGUUUGCGAAGGCGAUUUGAUCAUGAUGCUUUCUAUUGCUGCUCCUCCUUCUCGUUCGUCUUCUAGUGACCUUACCCUCAAGCCUGAUGGGUCUGCUGCAAACCCUGGUGCUUUUCAGCAGCAAGUUCGCAGUGAUUCUAAUCUGAUGGCCCAGUUGUUUCAGAGUGAUCCUGAACUUGCACAAGCAAUAUCUGGGAAUGAUCUGAACAAGCUACAGGACAUUUUACGGCAGCGUCAUCAUCAAAAGGCAGCAUUGAGGCAAAAAGAAGAGGAGGACCUUGCUUUGCAUUAUGCAGACCCUUUCGAUGUGGAAGCACAGAAGAAGAUAGAAGCUUCCAUUCGCCAGAAAGGAAUUGACGAAAACUGGGCAGCAGCCAUCGAACACAACCCUGAAGCUUUCGCUAGAGUGGUCAUGUUGUACGUGGAUAUGGAAGUAAAUGGUGUCCCAAUAAAGGCAUUUGUUGACAGUGGAGCCCAAUCAACUAUAAUAUCUAAACGUUGUGCAGAGCGUUGUGGACUGUUGAGGCUGUUGGAUGAACGAUAUAAAGGUAUUGCUCGUGGAGUUGGUCAGAUGGAGAUAUUGGGUCGGAUACAUGCAGCUCACAUUAAGAUCGGGAAUGUCUUUUAUCCUUGUUCGUUUACAGUCCUCGAUUCAGACAACAUGGAAUUCCUCUUUGGUCUGGAUAUGCUUCGCAAACAUCAGUGCAUAAUUGAUUUGAAGGAUAAUACAUUAAAACUUGGUGGAGGAGAGGUUUCUGUGCCAUUUUUGCCGGAAAAGGAUAUCCCUUCUCAUUUUCUGGAUGAAGAUAGCUUUUCGAAGCAGGCUUCUGGUUCAGGAGCUCCGGUUUCAUCUGGAAUCAACGACAUUAGAAAUGUCCCAAGCCUUCCAACUGGAAGUCAAUCUUCUGGAGGUGCUGGUGGGAAUCCUGGUCAGAGUUCUGAGUUUGAAGCCAAAGUCUCAAAGCUCGUUGAGCUAGGAUUCGAAAGGAGUCAGGUCGUACAAGCUCUCCAGCUUUUCAACGGCAAUGAAGAACAAGCAGCAGGAUUUCUCUUUGGAGGCUGACUAGAGUUUAAUGCUCGUUUCUUCUAUUCAGGAUUUUGCUAUUACAGUGAUUUAAGACACAUUAAAUCAAUAUUAUACUUUUGUUAUUUCUAUUCGAAACAUGUUGAAAGUCGAUCGAGUAUGAAUUAUAACUUGUAUUAUAAACUUGUUCUAAUUAACUUCGCAUCUAGA